AUGGACGAAACCCUAGCCGCAGAAGCCGGUGCCGCCGCCGCCGCCGCCGCCGCGACGGAGGAGAAGGCGGUCCCGGAGCGGGAGACGGAGACGCUUGAGGAGGUCAUCUCGAGGCAUAGGAAGGAGAAAUCCAAACUCCAGGAUAAGGAAACAAGUCUGAAGAAAGCAGCUGCCAAAGGCAGCAAAGCUGAGCAGAAGGCCAAGAAAAAGCAGGUCGAGGAGGAGAUAUCGCGCCUCUCAGCUGCAUUAGAGGCGAAACAUGCUGCAGAGCUUGCUACUUUUGGGUACAAACCCGCAGAAAGCUCUGAAAAGGGGAACCUUGACACAUUGGUGAAGGCCAUAGCUGGCUUUUCUGUUUCUAGCAAUGCAGAUUCUGCGAAGCCGGGGAAGGCUGCAAAACGGCGAGAGAAAAAGGCAAAGGAAGAAGCUGCUCGAGAGCAGCGAAUUCAAGAAGAACAAACCAAUCUUGUCAGUGAUCGCAUGUUAGAAGACGGGAAACUUGGAAGGAGGCUUGAGCCCUUGGGGCUGACCAUUCAUGAGAUAAAGCCAGACGGCCAUUGCUUGUACCGUGCUAUCGAGAACCAGCUGUCACUCCAUUCCAAGGGCACUACACAGUACAAUCACCAGGAGCUACGGCAAAUGACAGCCAAGUAUAUGAGAGAGCAUGCCGCAGAUUUCCUCCCAUUUUUCCUAUCGGAGGGCAAAGCCGAAUCUGGACCAGACCCCUCGGAGAGCUUUGAAAAGUACUGCGAGGAGAUGGAGUCCACCGCUGCUUGGGGUGGGCAACUCGAGCUUGGUGCUCUGACACACUGCCUAAAGAAGCACAUCGUUGUAUACUCUGGCUCCUUUCCGGAUGUAGAAAUGGGCAAAGAAUACAACAAGUCAGGACCAGGAGGUGACCCCAGCAUCAGGCUUUCCUACCACAGGCAUGCCUAUGGCCUCGGCGAGCACUACAACUCGGUGAUACCCACUGAAUUAUCUUGA
Triticum turgidum subsp. durum (durum wheat) is the source of this 984-nucleotide messenger RNA. NCBI's taxonomy places the organism in Eukaryota, Viridiplantae, Streptophyta, Magnoliopsida, Poales, Poaceae. The record is from the annotation of a GenBank genome assembly.